GCAGCAGCGAUCAACCCCAGUCAUGGGCCAACGCAUGCUCCAGCAACAAAGCUCCUCACCAAUGACCCCUCAAGCGCAACUCCAGCAGCUCCAACCCCAACAGCAGCAACCCCAGCAGCAGCAGCAAGCGGCCGCCAUGGCCGCCAACGCCAACGCGCGAAACCAGAUGCUCCGCAGCCAGCACGCCGCCAAGCAGGCCCAGUUCGCGCAGAUGUCGCCUGCCGAGCAGCAGCAGCUCCGCAUGAGCCAGCUCGAGACGAUCCAGAAACACAUCGUCGGGUUUCACAACCAGGUUACAAAGUACGAGCAGCAGCUGUCUGCCAACCCGCAGAUCCAGGGCGAGGAGAGGGGAAAGAUCGAAAACGCAAUCAGGGAGUUGAACGGUAGACGCGAGCAUUAUAUCGCGACCGCGAAGGCUCUUGCCCAGCAGAUCAGACUGAAUGCCGCCCAGCAGCAACAGCAGCAGCAAAAUAUGAAUAUGGGGCAGCAGGCCGCGGUCCAGCAGCCAUCUCAGAUUGGUCAAAUCCCUGGCCAGAUGCAGCAGUCCAUGUCACAACAGACACAAGCGCAGCAAAAUCUCAACAACAUGCGCGCAGCCCAGUUCCAGCAGAACGCGCGCCGUCUGACUCCCCAGCAGCAACAGCAACAGCAACAGAUCAAGGCUCAAACCAUGCAGGCCAACCAAUCGCCAUACCAGAUGCAGCAAGGCAUUCAGCAACAGACACAGCAGAUCAUGCCCGGCCAGCAGCAGUUGACGCCCGCGCAGCAGGCCCUCGCGCGUCAGCAACUACAGCAGCAGCAGCAACUUCGCCAGCAACAGGAACAACAGCAACAGCAGCAGCAACAGCAACAACGACUUCAGGCCCAGGCCGCCGCUGCUCGCGCUGGCUCACCGCAAGCGGGAAUCCAGUCUCCGAUGAUGCAAGGCAACAAUCUCCCCGGCAACGUCGCCCGCGCGCAAGCCAUCCGCGCCGCUGCCGUCGCAGGCGGCUCACCCGCCGCCAACAUCAGUCCGCGCCCGCAACCCAACGCGAUCGGACAGGUGCAGAACGCAGCGCUCGGUAAAGUCGGGCCGCAGGGAUCACCUAUCGCGCGUCCGAUCGUGACUCCUCAGCGGAUGAUCAAUCAGCAACAGCAACAGCAGCAACAGCAGCAGCAGGCGGGUCUUCAAGGCCAGCAGCAGCUCCCAGCGCAAGCCAAGCUCGCAGGCGUCGCGCCCGUCGGCGGCAUGGGCAUCCAGCAGCAAGCAGCAGCAGCAGGUGCCGUAGGCGCGGCCGGCGCAGCAGCUGGAUCGGCAGUCGCAGGCGCGGGUGCCGCCGCCGCAGCAGCAGCAGCAGCAGCAGCAGGAGGAGCAGGACCGUCCGCGCGCCCGGUAGUCCCCCCGGCCCUCGGCGUGGGGCAAAACAUCAUAAACCCGACCGCGAGCAUGAUCCAGCACAUGCCGAUCCCCAACACGCUGUCGAUGAAGCAGCCCGUUCCCGCGGCGGUAAAACCCUCGCGGCCGUCGCUCACGGGCGGACACGCUGCUAGCUCGCCCGUGCUCGCGAGUCCCGCCAUCACGAAACCGCCGCCGUUCGAAUUAAACGGCGGGAGCGCGCGGGUGCUGUCGAAGCGCAAGCUAAGCGAGCUAGUCAAAGACAUCAUCGGCACCAGCACGACGACCGCGAACGGCGUGCAAACCAGCAACGACGACCGCGACGCCGCGAUCGACGGCGACGUCGAAGAGCUCCUUCUCGAUCUCGCGGACGAGUUCGUGACCUCGGUCGCGUCGUUCAGUUGCCGGCUCGCGAAGCACCGCAAGAGCACGACGCUCGACGUCAAGGACGUGCAGUUGCAUCUCGAGCGGAAUUGGAAUAUCAGAGUGCCCGGGUAUAACGCGGACGAGAUCCGGUCGGUGAGAAGGUGGAAUCCGACGCAGGCGUAUCUGCAGAAGUUGAAUGGGGUUAAUACCAGUAAAGCGAUUUCUGGCAAGUAAACGAAGCUAAGCUUCAUAGAGGAAGAUUACUUUCUUGAUGAUAAUGAAUAUCUGUUUUGUGAGCGACAGGAGAUGCACAGUGUAUAUUUAGUAUUUUUUUUGUUGUGUUGUUUUUUGAAUGUAUUUUUAUCGCUCAGUUCACUCGACGCGAU
Molecule: messenger RNA, 2127 nt
Organism: Myxozyma melibiosi
Lineage: Eukaryota; Fungi; Ascomycota; Lipomycetes; Lipomycetales; Lipomycetaceae
Product: transcription initiation factor TFIID subunit A-domain-containing protein
Exons: 2
Coding region: 23-1975 (650 amino acids)
Biological process (GO): DNA-templated transcription initiation; RNA polymerase II preinitiation complex assembly
Cellular component (GO): transcription factor TFIID complex; SAGA complex; SLIK (SAGA-like) complex
Molecular function (GO): TBP-class protein binding; protein heterodimerization activity; DNA binding
Source: RefSeq, a predicted model, not a curated record